Cylindrotheca closterium is the source of this 1140-nucleotide messenger RNA. The record is from the annotation of a GenBank genome assembly. NCBI's taxonomy places the organism in Eukaryota, Bacillariophyta, Bacillariophyceae, Bacillariales, Bacillariaceae.
AUGACGUUGCGAAACUUGGCACAAGGGGAUUGCUUGAGUGGUGGCAGUAGUAGUAGUAGUAGUAAUAGUAAUUCUAGUACUACUACGAAUGCCACCAGCGACUUGGACUGGGGAACUUCCUUUGCCUUUAGUGCCAUUUGCUGUGCGGCGGCCAUUAUCCUCUUUUUUUCGCCCAAGGGAUGCCACAGGGUGGUUCCUUCGUAUUUCUUGGCGACGGGCAUCUCGUAUGCAGUUUUAGGAUUACGGCAAAUCUUGGAUGCCAAACUGUCACCAGGAUUGCAGGAAGCAUUGGAAAUGACCUCAGAUAUAUUCUAUGGACUUGGGACCAUACUUUUGUUAGUGCUUAGCAUGAUGAUGGUCAGCAUCAAUCCGCAGUCCGAAUCCAAAGUCAAGAUGCUUACCUUUUGGGGUCUGGUUGGAAUCAUUGCGGGUUUCAUGUUGGUGAGCAUUUUUUUAGAAGCCGAAAUGGAGUCGGGAGUCCCACUGCAUGCGAGCCUGUCCUUUGGUUUGUUAAUCAUACUCAUGGCGGUAUACAUGUUUCACAUGUGCUAUGAUCGGACCAAGGUCUGGCAUUACAUUGCCAAAGCACUGGCGGUCCUCAUCAUUGCCAUUGAAGUCUUGUACUCUACAAUCAUCGCUUCGACCGAGUGUCAAAAGUGCAGUAGUUCCUGCCAGUACUCGAGUACGGGUACCAAUGCGGUCGUUCACGAUGUAGUCCUCUUUUUUGGAUUUAGCAUCUUUGCCUGGGGGGAAGAUACGAGUCCUUCCGUAACGGCUCGUGGGUUCAAUCAAUACGAUGUGGAAGGAGUCGUGGAGGAUGGGGGGACGGAAGCGCCGGAUACUUCGGUUUCGGAUUGGGCCAGUGAGGAUGGUGGAUUGGAAACGGAUAUUGAAGGAAGCACAUACGGUGACGAUCAGCAACAAUUAGAAAGGGAAGAGGGAAAGGAGGAAGAAAACGAAGUAGAAGGGGAAGACGAAGUAGAAGAGGGUUUACAAGGGGAAGUCGAAGUCUCUGUUUCCAAGGAGAACAAUAAUGUUUCAAGGAAAAAAGGCAGUAGUACUGAGAAUAACGAGGAGCAAGGGGACCGAAACACGAGUAACGUUCAGUUGAAUGAUGAAGAAGAAAUACAUGACGUUUGA